AUGUGGCGAUUAUGCCAGCAUAGGUAUGCACUGGACACAAUUUCAAGGUCAUUGACAUUUCGUUUCCAUGGCCAGAGACGGUUCCUCAGUGCCCCGUCCAAAUCUUAUGAUGCCGCGGUCAUAGGUGGCGGUAUUACAGGUCUCACAACAGCCUUCAGGCUGUCGCGAGACCCCAAUUGCGCGAAGGUCACACUUUACGAGCAGUCAAAUCGACUUGGAGGAUGGUUACAAUCAGAAACCAUCAACGUUGACGGCGGAGAAGUGGUGUUCGAAUACGGACCGCGAACACUGCGAACUGCGUCGCCUUCGUGCCUCCCUCUGCUAGACUUGCUUUUCGAGCUUGAAUUGGAGGAUGAGAUUCUCAUUACGAGCAAGAAUUCACCAGCCGCGCGCAACCGCUACAUCUACUACCCCGAUCACCUCGUGCGCAUGCCAGCACCCAUCCCGAACGCCGGCACCAUCACCAACCUGAUAGCAAACGGAAAGGUCCUUUUAACAGAACCAGUACUCGCGGGUCUACUGUCUUCCGUUUUCACGGAGCCAUUGAAGGAACCCAGAUCAGACAAACUUGCGGGUCAGGAUGAGUCGGUUGCGGACUUCGUCUCUCGACGGAUGUCACCACAGAUUGCGGACAACCUGGCGUCAGCAUUGUUCCAUGGAAUAUACGCCGGGGAUAUAGAUCGAUUGAGUGCUCAGACCUUGCUUGGGGUAUAUAGGGAUUUAGAGAAGACAGAUCGCAGGGUUUUUGGAUCGCUGUUGAAUAUCGCGCAGACUGAGCGAAGGAUUCUGUUGACGGAUGACCUCUUGGCUCUUCACUCAGUUGAGCAUGAGAGACCGCAUGGGCACUGGCAGCGUCUUACGAGCCUAGUAAGGGGAGCAAGUGUCCUGACACUGAAAAGGGGACUAGGCCAGCUUGUACAGAGUCUAGAAACUGCUCUCAGGGAGACUGCUAAGGUUGAGAUCUUGACAAAUACCGAGGUCAAGGCUAUUAGUAAGGACCAGCAGACCUCUGAUUUAGCGAUCCAAAUUGGCGAAAACGGAUCACGUACACAUAAUCGUGUCGUUGCCACUAUCCCGGCACCCGUACUGGCCAAGAGUCUGCGUUCAGGUGUUAAGGGUGACCAGCCAGUCCCUCAAGGGAGUGUCAGGAACCUGGAAGAACAUAACUAUGCGGUCUCAGUGAUGGUGGUGAAUCUGUAUUACGACAACCCGCAGCUGAUCCCCUACAAGGGAUUCGGAUACCUUAUUCCGCGCUCAAUCUCACUCGAUCAGAACCCUGAACGUGCUCUUGGUGUCAUAUUCGGUUCUGAUUCCAGCGUGGGACAGGACACUGCCCCGGGCACCAAGCUAACAGUCAUGAUGGGCGGUCACUGGUGGGACGGUUGGCAGGAAUCUGACUACCCAGACCCCGAGACCGCUGUUUCCAUGGCUCGUUCCUUGUUGGAGCGUCAUUUACAUAUAAAAGAGUCGCCUGCAGUUGCAAAGGCGCGUCUACAUCGCAAUGCUAUUCCUCAGUACACCGUUGGUCAUAUGUCGCGGAUGCAGGAGCUUUCUCGCGCCGUACGGGACGAGUUCAACCAUCGCCUUACAUUAGCAGGCAGCUGGUACAGUGGAGUUGGCGUCACAGAUUGCAUACGUCAGGCCUAUCUAUCCGCAUCGUACGGCGUUGAUGCUCGACGACUGGAUGAUAUGAACGGAGAACGACCGUGGUCGAGGAUGGGGUACAAAGACUGGGACUUGGAAGGUGGCAUCGUAUCAUCUCCACAACGGUGGUUCAAGGCAAAUGUAGAUGAUGUAAAGUACUUAUUUUGCUAG
Messenger RNA from Paecilomyces variotii, 1815 nucleotides. Its product is annotated as putative protoporphyrinogen oxidase. Lineage: Eukaryota; Fungi; Ascomycota; Eurotiomycetes; Eurotiales; Thermoascaceae. Gene Ontology annotation, biological process: heme biosynthetic process. The coding region runs from base 1 to 1815 and encodes 604 amino acids. The transcript has 3 exons. The record is from RefSeq and is a predicted model, not a curated record. Gene Ontology annotation, molecular function: protoporphyrinogen oxidase activity, oxygen as acceptor. Gene Ontology annotation, cellular component: mitochondrial inner membrane.